AUGACUGCACCUUACAUCAACCACUCUCAUCCGUUGCUACAGGUUGUGUUGGGCCUAGACAACGUGCAUGCAUCAUGGCUUGACCUCGAUCACGUGUACCGAGAAGAGCCCCUUUUAACCUGGCACCGAGAGCGUCAGUGGAUGUUAAAUGAAGCACUAUCCUCAACCUUCGUGUCAGACAGUACUCGAAUCGAAUUGUUGAAACGCUAUGGUGGGACGUACCUGGACCUGGAUAUAAUCACUCUUCGUCCUUUGCCAAGCUACAGCAAUUGGCUUGGGUGGCAUGCUCCAAUGCAGAUAAAUAAUGCUGCCAUGAACUUAGUUAAAGGCCAUCCAUCAUUACAAAUGGUAGCUUCAUCUAUACCAAAAUAUUUUGAUCCUACAAGCUGUUGCAUAAUUGGACCAUAUCUCCUGUAUGAUGUCAUGCACAAGAUGUGUCCAGAUGAUGUCACCAAUAGCCCUAACAUUACUGAAACAGAUGUGAAAUGUGGUAAUGUGACUAUUCUCGCACGAACUCGCCUCUAUCCCUUCUCUCCUUACAACGAGUUGGACUACAUCCUCCAAGAGAAGAAGGGAAAGGCAUUGACCUUCUUCACGAGUCAAAAUGAUACAUAUUUCCUGCAUUUGUACAGCUCCCAUACCUCAAAAAGUAGAGUUCCUCUUGGGAAUAAAACCCUAUUGGGAGAGGCUGCUAUGAAGAACUGCCCAAAGGUGUAUAAUGCCAUUGUAAAGCAUGGGUUGGAACUGUGACUCUUUAUGUGCGGAAAUCUUAACCAAAGUUGUUCUUGCUCACCCUUAUGCCCACAAGUACAAGCACACACAAGUUCACUUAUGAAUACGCACACACAAGCACAUUCACACAUAUAGCUACACAUGAAUAGAGAAAAAUCAUCUCCUGCAUGUAGUUUACAAUAUUAAGUACAAAGAAGUUUAAACACAUAAACCAAAGAUACUAUAAAAUAAUAAGAACUAGUAAUGGAGUUUACAGAAAAUUUCCUUGCAUUUCAUUCUUCCCAAAAGUAAGAAAAAUACAGUUAAAAAGUACAAGUUAUAUCUGGCUUUCUGGCAACUCAAUACCCAGAAAUAUGAAUACUAAUGAGCAAGAACAUAACAGAAUUAGGUUGCAAAAAACCAAACAAAAAUAACACUCUUAAGAAAUAUAUCAGUAAUGAAACUUUUCUAUUGAUAACAGAACACUGCACCUACAAUGGUACAGCCUAUAAUGUAACACUAAAUAUUGUGUCAACUGCAGUACUUCUAUUAACUUGGCUCAAAAUAUAAUUUAUGUUCAUAUUGGCAAUACAGAUGACUAAUAUCUAUACUAAAUAUUUUAAUAGGAGGACAGUGUUAUUAAGGAGUGCCAAAUAGACAUUAUAACAAAAAAGUAAAUAUCACUGAAGCACAGCAAUGAGCAUACUGUCAUGAGUACAAACAUAUGCACACACAUGCACUUAUCUACUAUAAUGCAUCGGGAAAUUAAUGCUUUACAUAAUGCACAAUACAAAAUGUACUUGCGUCAUAGAUGUAAUUCUUUCACUUACUGUAUUUUCCAUUUUAUUUUAUAAUUUGCAUAUAUUGUGCAAAGUAUUUAAUCAUAAAUGUUCUUAGGUUAUUUUAUUUCACUAUGCUAAGUAAAGUUUUUCCAAUAAUGUAAUAAAAUCUCUGAAAAUUACAUUCUUCACUACACUUAUGUAGCUUAGAAUCCCUCAAAAUAAGAAAGUUAGAAAACAAAACACAAAUGUACAGUGUAACAUAAUUUAUUUUGUAUCUCACAAUGUAUAAUACAAUAAAGAAAGUAUUAAAAACCAUAUGAUAAGGCAGCAGGGAAAUCAUUAUCCGUGAGUGUGAUUCAAUGUGUGAUUACAAGAUGUGUUUAAGUACAGGAUAUAAAACCACAAUUUCAAACCAUAAAACGAAAAACAAAAUCAGUGCCGAGUGAAUACAGGGAUGAAUGGAUAAUGAAUGGAAGAGAGAAAUUCAUGCUUUAUUUUAGGUGAAUAAGAUCUUUGGUAGAGGGUGAAGAGAAAAAAGGAAUGAUACAGAUUACUAUAUAUAUAUAAUGGCUAAUGAAAAUGUAUAAUGCACACUUCUUAUUUGCUACAAACAUCCCUAAAGACCUGUUUUAAUUCAGUUCUCUGAAUUUUGCUGCAUUAUGAGGCAGGCUCAUUACUUUAAAAGACACUGUAAUAUAUAAUGCAUUGAGGUAUUUUGUCCAAAAAUCUAUUUACUUUUACUGUCAGAAAAUAUAUAUAAUCAUAUAUUCUAAAAAGUCAGAUCCUCUUGAUUUUUAUAAAAAAAAAAAAAAGGUAAAACUAGAUUUCAUAAUAAUUUUCAAGAUUAAAAUAAGCUUCAAUGACUACAUAAUUUUGAAAACAAGAAUGGAAAAUGCUUGAAUACUUCUUUAAUAUAUUUCGUUUAAUGGAAAAUGGGAAAACAAGGAUAUAAUAACAAUAAGUACCCAUGCCAUUAUUACAGCUUCUUCAACUAAAACAAACAUGAACAAUUUCUGUCUUAGACAAUCCAUAACGUAAUUAAUGUUCACACCAAACAACAUUACUGGCUGCACAUCCAGAAAUAUAAAUUAUGUAGACAAAAAAAAAAAAAAACUGUGGAAAGAAGAGCUGUAUUAACAAACUUCUGUGUUGAAAAUAGCACAGAUAGAAAGGUAUAUAAAAUACAUGUAUAAAGCUCAGAUUCAUAAGAAUCCAUAUAAAAAUACAAAAUACUAUUUGCAAAAUUCUUUGUUCUUUGGCAUUUUGCUUGCAUGAAUAAAUAACUGUCAGUUUGUAUAACCUGCAAUGUAAUAUAGUUUUGCUUACAUUACCCUUCAAAAAUGGGCACAUUUGACUUUCUGUAUUCCUUUUUUUAAAGCAAAUAUGAAGAUAGACAAAGAUACACCUGUUUCAAAAUUCUAGGUAAGUGCAAAUCAAAUUAUGUAAAAUGGGCAAGGCUAACAUGGAAAUUAAUGUCCUGAUUCUAGUACUAGUUAUCUACUUGUGAACCUGCAAAGUGCUCCUUUUUUUUUUUUUUUUUUAAU
Molecule: messenger RNA, 3037 nt
Organism: Penaeus chinensis
Lineage: Eukaryota; Metazoa; Arthropoda; Malacostraca; Decapoda; Penaeidae
Product: alpha-1,4-N-acetylglucosaminyltransferase-like
Exons: 4
Coding region: 1-750 (249 amino acids)
Biological process (GO): glycosphingolipid biosynthetic process
Molecular function (GO): hexosyltransferase activity
Source: RefSeq, a predicted model, not a curated record